Molecule: messenger RNA, 433 nt
Organism: Aspergillus alliaceus
Lineage: Eukaryota; Fungi; Ascomycota; Eurotiomycetes; Eurotiales; Aspergillaceae
Product: fungal specific transcription factor domain-containing protein
Exons: 1
Coding region: 19-174 (51 amino acids)
Biological process (GO): DNA-templated transcription
Molecular function (GO): DNA binding; zinc ion binding
Source: RefSeq, a predicted model, not a curated record
GCUCAGCUCGCUUUGUGCAUGGGGCUGCCUCAUAAUCCGUCCCACUGGCCAAAUAUUCGACCCUUAGAGGCAGAAUUCCGACGGCGGCUCUGGAUUACACUAUAUUACAUAAAUUCCUUCACGAGCACCCAACUUGGCCUUCCACAUAUCUAUCAUCAAGGAUUCUCAAUGUGACGCACGCCCGCCCGCAAAUUUGUUCGAUAAUGACCUGAGCUUCGAGCAUGAUAGAGUUCCACCCAGGCGCCCAUUGACUGACCCUACCUCACUCUCGCACAUUAUUUAACGAUACGUCAUUAUCGAGACAGCGGCGAAGAUAUAUGACGUGGGUGAAGCAGGGCCACCGUCAUUCGCCGUCAUUGCCAUACUAGAUGCUAAACUUGAAAGGGCCAUCGAUUCCAUACCGGGACAGUCAAAGUGUCGGUCGCUUGAGACA